UCUGGAAACGUCACAUGUGACAAUCCCAUCGUUGCUGUCGAUCUUGACGCGAAUAAUGAUGAAGCAACUAACAUAACGGACGGAUCCACAACUGCGUUAAAGUCCCCAGGCUAUCCAUACAUGGUAAUGAUGCAUCAAUUCUUGGGAUACGGAUACGUAGAAUGCGCCGGCACGGUUUUAUCCAAAAGAUGGAUUCUCACAACCGCGCAUUGCGUAGAAAGAUACCCCCGAACAUUUCUCGUAGAGUUUGGUAUCAGCGACAAGUUAGGCAUUGGAUACGAGCUUUUUCGAAUCUUCGGUAUGUCGAUGAUUACACUUCUCAUUGUGUCGAUGGUUACGACUCAAGCGUUUAUACAUCCGCAAUACGCAAUUGGCUAUAAUGAUAUUGCGUUACUCUACAUGCCACAAGAUAUUCCCUUGUCCAAGGUAUGA
This is a messenger RNA of Temnothorax curvispinosus, 432 nucleotides long. RefSeq names its product chymotrypsin-2-like. Lineage: Eukaryota; Metazoa; Arthropoda; Insecta; Hymenoptera; Formicidae. The transcript has 4 exons. Gene Ontology annotation, biological process: proteolysis. Bases 121 to 432 code for a protein of 103 amino acids. The record is from RefSeq and is a predicted model, not a curated record. Gene Ontology annotation, molecular function: serine-type endopeptidase activity.